AUGCUCAAACAAGCCCAGCCCUGGGCUGCAGUUAAGCAGUGUUGGAUUAUCCUUGGAGCCAUUGCCCAGGCAAUGGGUGCAGGGGUGAAGGUGUCCGGGGUGACCCUAGCUCUGUGCUGCUUGCAUCUAGGUGUCACUGCUGCUGUCAAAGAUGGUCUGGAAGAGGUCAUUUUGGGAAUGGCGGACGAGGAGUGGAGCAGUGCCUUCAUGGACUUGGUAGCGGGUCAAACCUACGAGAAACUGAAGAUCGAGCUGAAAAGAGACCCCGUACUGACAUUCAGGUGGUGUCAAGCAAACGGACUAGUUGCGGACACCUGCCCCGAAUGCAAACUCACCCUGGAUGUCGGAGACUCCACAAAAGCUGGUCAACAGAUCAGAUGCAUGCAAUGUCAUAAACCUGUGGCUGCUUUGCAAGGAACCUGGUUCCACAAUAUCGACAUUGAUCCUUGGAAAGCCAUCUGCGUAAUGUAUCAUUGGGCUGUGGGGAAUAGUCACCGCGGAGCAGCGCAUCAGUUGGCCAUGGACGAGGACACUAUCAAACACUGGUACCGAAGAUGUCAAGAGGCAGCAGAAUUCAACCUGCGAUUGUGCACGAAUGCCACAACGGACGAAGAACAAGAAGAAACUUCUCACGGGAAACGUCUCCGACCGUUGGCCAGAAACCACUACGAAGAUGACCACAUCGCUUGCUACUGUCCGAAAUACCGAAUUGGCGGGAAAGGGCGCAUCGUGGAAGUAGAUGUUCUCGAACGUGGCCAUUUGUUGCAAGAGAAGUGCGUUCUUGCUGGCAUAGAGCGUGGGGGUUGGAGGGCAUUUGCUAUUCCAGUGCCUGAUACUGGAGACUCCAAGGCCUUGAAGGCUGUAUUGAGUGCAAAAUUGUUCCCUGGGACAAUCGUGAGGGAUGUAGAAAAGGUUGCUGUACCUGCAAGAGAGCUGAAGCAUGUGAGGGCUUUUUUAAGAGACAUGGUGGAGAAUAUGAAGCAACCUGCUACUGAGGACAUGAUCCCUGUUUAUUCUUCCCAAUGGAUGUGGAGGAAAGUGAAUGAAUCGUACAGAGGAGAUGUUUUCACACAAAUGGUGGAACAUGUGAGCAAAGCUUUUCCCUUCACCCCUGACGGGAAAUUCCCAGAGAAACCACAUGACGCAAUAUUUUUCAAGGAUCCAUUCCAAGAAGAAGCUCAAAAAGAAGAAGUCUGCACACAACUCAUCCUCCUUCCAAACAAGCCUCCUGUAGUCCAGAAAUUUCUCAUUGACAAAUCAGUUGCUGAAAAGAAACCCGAGAAGCCUGCUCCAGCGCCCAAGAAGCCAAGCAAGAUUCCUCCAAGAAAGCCAACAAAAAGACCUGCGAGGCGCAGGAGUUUCAUCAGAGUUGCUCCAAGGCCUCAGCUGGUUCGCACUCCACCACCAGGCGUUGGUUCUCCAAGGGCUUAUUCUGCUUAUUAAACUGAAAAUUGACUGAAAAUUGUGUUCACAUUGAGAAAUUAAAACAUUUCCAUGGAA
Molecule: messenger RNA, 1500 nt
Organism: Notodromas monacha
Lineage: Eukaryota; Metazoa; Arthropoda; Ostracoda; Podocopida; Cyprididae
Source: the annotation of a GenBank genome assembly